CAAUAAGCACCAUAUCAUCAGACUAUGCCAAACCAUCAAGCUCUCUAGUGUAACUGAAUCAUAAUGAAAAUAAUCCUCACCGGCAGUACUGGCUUCAUCGGCCACGAAAUCCUCACCCAAUGUCUGCGAAACCCGCACAUCACAUCCAUCAUUGCGCUGUCCCGGCGCCCGCUCCCUACCAAUAACCCCAAGCUCACGGUCAGACUCGUGGAUGAUUUCCUUACAUACCCUGAGAGUUUAUUGCAGGAGUUGAGGGGAGCGGAGGCGUGUAUUUGGGCGAUCGGGGUGAACAGAACCCGAGAUACCGAAACAGCUCGGAGAAUCAACGUUGAGUAUACGAUGGCUGCGAUGAGGGCCUUUGGCACACAUUUAUCUUUCUCAGUUGAGGGAGGGGGGGAGUUCCGCUUUGUUUAUCUGAGCGGAGGGAUGUCGGAGAGGGAUCAGAGUAGGUCGUUGUGGAUGGCGGGGGAGACGAGGAAGAUUAGAGGACAAGUCGAGAACGCAUUGAGCGACUACGAGAAGAACAACAAUAAUUUAGAGGUGUAUAUUGCUCGACCGGGGAUGGUUCUUGCACGGGGAAUGAGUUUGAGGACAGUGAUCUUUAGAAUGGGCCCGUCGAUUUGGGUGGAUGAUUUGGCAAAGGUGUUGGUGGAUGUUGUUGUGAAGGGGGACGGAGAUGGGGAGAGGGUAUUGGAGAAUGAGAGGAUGUUGCGGUGGGAGCAUUAAAUUUAUUACUGUG
Messenger RNA from Aspergillus eucalypticola CBS 122712, 739 nucleotides. Its product is annotated as putative nucleoside-diphosphate-sugar epimerase. The record is from RefSeq and is a predicted model, not a curated record. NCBI's taxonomy places the organism in Eukaryota, Fungi, Ascomycota, Eurotiomycetes, Eurotiales, Aspergillaceae. The transcript has 3 exons. Bases 64 to 726 code for a protein of 220 amino acids.